AUGCUCGCACCAAAGCUUCGCGUCCGCCCGACGCCGGUUCGCUUCCCUCUUCUUGGCCUCUCGGCGACAAUCCUUAGCAUCACCAAAGACCGUCAGCACGCGUCGCUAGCGUUCGCGAUCCUCGUCGAGAACGACUCGGAGCGCUGGCUGCUCCACCGCCGCUUCUCCGAGUUCCAUCGCUUCCGGCAGGAGCUCUUGCGCUUGACGAGUAAAUGCACAUGUCGUUGCCAGUAUCUCUGGCUGACCUUGUCGUCGAUGGUCUUUCCAAAGAAGGAGGCCAACUUUCUGCCGUGGCGACCCGCCGAGCGCAUUGCGAUGGACCGUCAAGACCGUUUAAGCCAGUUCCUUAGCGUGCUGCUGAUCCUCUUGCAGCAAAUAGACCACUUGGUCGCUUGCGAGCAUGCACAGUGCCCCGUGCUUGGCCUUAUCCACGCCUUCCUCCACGUCGUCCCGACCGCGCGCAAGUAUUACGACGCCCAGCUACUUCGCGAUCUCCCGCCCAAGACACCCCGGCGUGUGCUCUCGCCAAGCCACAACCUUUCCAUUUAUCCCAUCCGCGAAGACGACGAAGUGAUCAAUUGCAGAUUCAUUCCCGCAACAACAACUUGGGUUUAG
Molecule: messenger RNA, 615 nt
Organism: Saprolegnia parasitica CBS 223.65
Lineage: Eukaryota; Oomycota; Saprolegniomycetes; Saprolegniales; Saprolegniaceae
Exons: 1
Coding region: 1-615 (204 amino acids)
Molecular function (GO): phosphatidylinositol binding
Source: RefSeq, a predicted model, not a curated record